This is a messenger RNA of Aedes albopictus (Asian tiger mosquito), 5985 nucleotides long. RefSeq lists its product as uncharacterized. Bases 1589 to 5896 code for a protein of 1435 amino acids. Gene Ontology annotation, molecular function: zinc ion binding; aspartic-type endopeptidase activity; nucleic acid binding. Lineage: Eukaryota; Metazoa; Arthropoda; Insecta; Diptera; Culicidae. The transcript has 3 exons. Gene Ontology annotation, biological process: DNA integration; proteolysis. The record is from RefSeq and is a predicted model, not a curated record.
UGGAAUCUCGAUCGAUUAUCUCUCAGGGAACAAUCAGUGUAUCAUUUCGGGCAGCCAGACCCUUUUAGAGGAGGCCACUGACCUUGAUGGUUAGUAAUUGCCGUGAGAGUUUUUGAGAUACGGUAAUUCUGUAUCUGCUCGACGGCAAUAAAGAGAAAAUCCUUUGCUUCCUCUAGGUUGAACACUCCGUCACAGAACGAUUACAAAAAAUACAAUACACUGGAGAAAAGAAACGGAAAAAUAACAAUAAAAACUAUACUUAGCUGUAUAAUUUUCUAGUCAAGAGGAUAUUCCUAAAUCUUGGCGAAUGUCCAAAAUCCUCUGAUUCUUCGUACCACAGUUCUCCCAAGGAAGCCGCCGGCGCCGGGCCGCACACUUCGUUUGAAAUCAACCGCAGCACCGCAUCCACCGCAAUCCGUAAUCCGCUUCUCGAAAAAUUAACCCCCACACAUUCAACACUGCUCCUCUCCCCCUGGAUUCAAUCUUUCGCACCUCUGUCUGCACCAUUGUCUUCUAACUCCCCCAGCUUCCAUUAUCCAGCCGAAUGGAUCGGGUAGUCAAAAACUCUCAGACCACACCGAUUAUAGAACCUUUCGUCGAACAGAUACUUCCUUCCGACACUUCCUUUAUCAAGGCGAAAAUCACUUCAUUUUUUCAAUAUUAAAAUUUGCACUUUUCGAAGACUGAAAAUCCUGCACGUCACCUCAGGUCAACCGCCUACCAUGAUCUCCGCGGCGGGAGCAAAAGUCAAGAUGUCUACCAAAGUGGUUGUUGAGAAAAUAGUGUUUGGUUUGGCGCGUGAGUACGGAAUAGCGGAACGCCAGCGGAACGCUUGGAAAAAGUAAAUUAAAAAGGGCGCGUGGGUCCGUGUGUUGGGAAAGUUAGACGUGCAGGUGUAUGGGAAGAAUUAAAACAGGCAAAAAAAACUAUUUGAAAAAGUUGAUUCGGGGAAACGGAAUAAUACCACGUUUAGAGCACCGCUGACAAAUUUGAUUACGGGAUACGAAAGCGAGUUUUGAGGACCACUGGGACAUUGUUUUUCGACCAUAGAAGAAAUGCGUGUUUUGAGGACCGCAAAAAUGAGCGUGUUUUGAGGACCGCAGAAAUUAGCGCGUUUUGAGGACCGCAGAAAUAGCGUGUUUUGAGGACCGCUGAAAAUAGCGUGUUUUGAGGACCGCAAAAAUGAGCGUGUUUUGAGGACCGCAGAAAUUAGCGUGUUUUGAGGACCGCAGAAAUUAGCGUGUUUUGAGGACCGAAGAAAAUAGCGUGUUUUAAGUACGGAUUUGAAGAACGUUACAUUAUUUAACUUAAAGAAUUCCACGGAAGAGAAGCAUGUUUAAGGACGCUGGAAGUUGUUGAUUUAUUAAAACAAGAUAAACGUAUUUUUUCCAAGAAUGGGCAAUCAAUUACGCGAAAGUUGAAACAUAUUUUCAAGAACUUCUAAUGUUGCUACAAGUCGGAAAUAGUUGAUAGUACAUCUUGACGUUGCACACGCCAGCGUGGUUAGAAUAAUAUGAAUACGUGAAUUUAAUUAGUAUUGCUUUAUUGUUACUCUCAGAUUUUCUGGAAUUCGAUUGCCAAAAUUAAGAUGUCUACACCGGGAAAGUAUGUGCGUGCUCCGUCGAUUUCCUCUGACGACGACACCGAUGAACUAGCUAGUGCGGAAGGUAUAAGCGGGUUGUAUGUACGUGCUUGCCCUGGACCCAUCAUCGAAGAACGACAGUCCGAAGAAUCUCGUAAUCUGGAUGCACCGGAUAACCAACUGGAACUGGCAAACAAGUUGAAGGAACUUGAAAGCGUCAUCCAAGUACUGCGUAAUCGUAAUGAUAGUCAUCCAGGAAAUUCGUCGACCGUUCUGGCCAGCGCACCGCGUGGAUCAUCUGAUAUUACUGCUACUGAAGGCAAUAUCCGUUGGGACAGCAUCACCCCAUUCCCCAAAAACGUACCAGCCUCCAAAAUGUGGGAGGCAUGGAUGUGCUUCAUCGAAGACUUUGAACUAGCAUCAUCGCUAUCGAAUGUGAAAAAUCCAAAACGACGUGUUGAGUUGCUUCUGUUGUCCAUGGGCGAGGAGCUAAAAGGCGUCGUUCGGGCCGCCAAGCUGCGCCCAGAUCCGGACAGUGACAAUUGCUACGAGAUCUUCAAGAACAACAUUGAUCGCUACUUGAAGUCCAUGACUGACCCAGCUGCGGAGCAUGAGAGCUUUCUAAACAUGCGUCAGGAAGAUGGAGAAUCCGCUGUUAAUUUCCAUGCAAGACUGUCAAGAAAGGUGCAGCUCUGCGGCUACAGCCCCGACGACCAGGACCGCUUCGUUAGGACUCAGCUUCUAAGGGGGCUCCGUAAUCAGGAACUCAAGAAAGCUGCGAGGAUGUACGGUCACGACUCAAACUUCAUCGUACAGUCGGCCACUCGAGCCGAGGGAUUCCAGGCUGAAGUUACGCCAUCGGCAACGGAAUCCAGCACGUUCAUAGUCAGCGCCGGCCAGUAUCGUGGUUCUCAGGACCGAUUCAAACGCAAAGCAGAACAGCAAGAAAAGCGGUUUGGUAAUUCAUCCAAGAGGUUCCGUCCGAACAGAACGGUAGCUGAUGGAGGCAGAGCACAUCCUCGUGUGGAAAUGACUCGUCGGAACAGAUGUCCAAGAUGUUUCCGUUCGUCUCAUAUGGGUUCUGAGUGUCCAGCGAAGUGGAGGAACUGCAAUUCUUGCGGUGCGGUUGGACAUUUUGCGGUGGCGUGUCGCGGUCAUCGUGUGAACGUGGUCAAAGAUGAGGAGGUCUCAACUCGUGCAGCCAUCGAGGAUUCCAAGGAUCAGCAAAUCAAUGCCCUUUCGCUCCAAGAUGUACUGAUUGAUUGCCGCGUCGGUUCAUCUAAUCCGAUCAAGUUCCUGAUAGAUUCGGGUGCAGACGUAAACGUCCUGGGUGGAGCGGAUUGGGACAACUUGGAACAGCAGCUGAGGGCAUGUAAGGUUGAACUUAUCCCACUGGAAAGGACCAUCAAUCGGAAUUUGCAAGCGUACGCUUCCAACAAACCAAUGGAAGUCGAACACGCUUUUACAGCUACUGUCGAAGCAGUUGGCGGUACAAAACCACCUGUUACCGCUGAUUUUCUUGUGGUGAGAGCAGGCAAGCGAUCCUUGCUUGGAAGGGUAACAGCCAGCGACAUGGGACUUCUAAAGGUUGGAGAAACGAUCAAUACUUGCGAAUCUGGGAUAUUUCCAAAAAUGCCCGGAGUGAAGGUGAAGUUUAGUGUUGAUGAUUCAAUACCCCCAGUACGCAACGCGUAUUAUAACAUUCCUGCCGCAUACCGCGAGGGCGCACGACGAAGACUUGAGGAAAUGGAGGCACGGGGAAUAAUCGAGAGGGUAACGCAAGCUCCUCAAUGGAUAAGUGGCAUGUCUGCCGUUCCAAAGGGGAAAGAGGACUUCCGUUUGGUGGUAAACAUGCGGCCCCCGAACAAAGCCAUCAAACGGGAGCACUUCAGAAUGCCAUCGAUCGAUGAAAUGAGAAUUAAACUACACGGUGCCAAAUAUUUUUCUAAGUUGGACCUCUCCAAUGCGUUUUACCACAUCGAGUUGAAUGAGGAAUCGCGAGAACUCACGACGUUCCUUUCGGAAAAUGGAAUGUUCCGCUUCACCCGCCUAAUGUUCGGUGUCAAUUGCGCACCGGAGAUAUUCCAGCGAGAAAUGACGCGUAUUCUCAAAGAUGUCAAGAAUAAAAUAGUAUUCAUUGAUGACAUACUCCUGUUCGCCGGGACGAUUGAAGAAUUGAGAAAGACAGUCUCGCAAGUCUUACAAAUCUUGCGGUCGAAUAACCUCUCGUUAAAUACCGAUAAAUGCGAAUUUGAUCGAACAAACAUCAGAUUUCUGGGGCAUGAGCUGAAUGAGAAGGGAUUCAACAUAGAGGAAUCGAAAGUUGGUGAUGUUCGGAAAUUCCGGCGACCGACCACCGCCUCGGAACUAAGAAGUUUCCUUGGGUUGGCUUCAUUCGUGAGCCCAUACAUAAACAAUUUUGCGGACAUUUCUAGUCCAUUGUGGAUGGUAGCAUCAUCACAAAAAUGGAGCUGGGGAGAAGACCAGGAGAAAGCUUUUGAGCUUAUCAAAAACCGGAUUAUCCACUCAACGGUUACUCUCGGAUACUUUUCUGAAUGCGAUCGGACAUACCUGUACACGGACGCCUCUCCCCGUGCGCUAGGAGCAGUAUUGGUGCAACAGAAUGAAGACGGGAUUUAUCGAAUCAUUAGUUUCGCUUCCAAGUCGUUGACUACUACGGAAAGGAAAUAUGCCCAGAACCAACGCGAGGCCUUGAGUGCCGUGUGGGCAGUGGAGCACUUCUCCUACUUUUUGUUGGGAAGGCACUUCGUUCUCCGCACGGACGCUCAAGGAAUGGCCUUCAUCUUCAGAAGAACACGCGAGGAUUCAAAAAGGGCUCUGACUAGAGCCGAUGGCUGGGCUUUGCGCCUAAGCCCGUAUGAUUACGACAUCGAGUACAUCCGGGGCCACGAAAACAUCGCCGAUCCCUCAUCACGCCUAUACGACGGGGAGGAUGGGGCUUUUAACGAGGAAGUAAGUCCCUGGGAAAUAUGUAGCUUGAACUCCCAAUCCGUCGACUUCCUUACUGAAGAAGAAAUACGAGAAUCAACGAAGAACGAUGAUACUCUUCUUUUGGUGAUUUCAUCGUUGGACACCGGCAAGUGGUCAAAAGAUCUAGCGAGAUUCAAAGCUGUUGCAGAAGACUUGCGAUACACGGACGGGAUCGUAAGUAAAAACGGUUGUGCGGUAAUACCUGAAGGUCUUCAGAAGAAGGCGCUGGAGAUAGCACACGCAGGUCAUCCGUUGGAAGCCAAAUUCAAAAGCAUUCUAAGGAGUCGCGUUUGGUGGCCGGGGAUGUCCGGCGACGCUGAGAAGUGGGUCAAAGCGUGCGCCACUUGCGCUGUGAAUGGAAGGCCGGAAAGGCCACCUCCCAUGCAGAGAUCAUUUGCACCCAAAGCUGCUUGGGAGACUAUUGCGCUUGAUUUCAAUGGGCCAUACUUAAAAUUUGGCAACAUAACAAUUCUAGUAAUAAUUGAUCUGAGGUCCAGGUACGCAAUUGCGCGCCCAGUCAAAUCAACUAAAUUUGAGUACACAAAAGAAGUCUUGGAUUCCGUUUUCGAGAAAGAAGGGUUCCCACGAGCCAUAAAAUCGGACAAUGGUCCACCAUUCAAUGGGGAGGACUAUGCACGUUAUUGCUCAGAACGUGGAAUCCAGGUCAUAUUUUCCACUCCCUUCUAUCCACAGCAAAAUGGCUUGGUGGAAGGGUUUAUGAAAAUCGUAAAUAAGGCAAUGUGCACUGCAGUGUCAACAGGCGCAAACUACCAAAGGGAACUGCAGUCCGCAGUCCAAGCAUAUAAUGCAGCAGACCACUCAAUUACAAAGGUUUCACCCGAGGAAGCGUUAUCAGGGCGCAAAAUUAAGCGUGGUUUGCCGCUUCUUCACUACGGGAAAUCCAAUCACAACGAAGUGGAGCUGGAUGUUCGAGAUCGUGAAGCAAAGUUACUUUCAAAAUCGCGAGAAGAUGCUCGACGGGGAGCCAGAGCAUGCAAAGUUAAGCCAGGCGAUACUGUAAUCGUCGAACGUCAAACGAGAUCGAAAGGCGAAAGUAGGUUUGGCUCGAAGCGGUAUGUGGUCUCUGACGAACGUAACGGCAGUCUAGUCCUCUGCGAUUCCGAAGGCCAAAAGCUUAAGCGUCACGUAUCACAGACGAAAAAGGUCCAGGAAUGGCGACAGCAGCAAUCAACGGGCGAGCAGGAUCAUAAUCCAGAGCUUCCUCCCGAUGGUGGUCGAGAACAGCGUCCAGCGCGUGAGAAAAGGACCCCCUCCUAUCUCUCCGAUUACAUCCGGGAGCUCGAGCAGAAUCCAAAGUCCUAGAAGAGGAAUAGUUGGAAGGGAAUAAAUGAUUUAUUUUUUUUCUUUCAAUGUUUCAUCGACCUUUUAUACUUACAAUAAAUAUGUUUGUU